Molecule: messenger RNA, 1224 nt
Organism: Punctularia strigosozonata HHB-11173 SS5
Lineage: Eukaryota; Fungi; Basidiomycota; Agaricomycetes; Corticiales; Punctulariaceae
Product: P-loop containing nucleoside triphosphate hydrolase protein
Exons: 7
Coding region: 396-1169 (257 amino acids)
Cellular component (GO): cytoplasm
Source: RefSeq, a predicted model, not a curated record
AGAAGAUUUUGUAUUGUCCCGAAUUCGGUUGCCGCAAGGUGCUGAUAUCAUCAUGGUAUACGAUAUCGGCGGAUCGGUCAAGGACCGCGCUACCGUUUACCCCAUGCACAUUACAGUCGAUGCUCGCUUCGUGCUUCCAUCCUGUUGUACAAGCUCGUGUCAAUCUGAGUCACUAAGACGGAGCGCGUAUAUCUCCGACGGAGAUGCGCGAUAUAGAGUUCAACUACCCAUGCAUGUCAAACCGUGGCUGCAAGAACACGAGCUUUGAGACGCAAUGAAGAACCUGUGCGGCGACGUAACGCGGUGCGCAAGCUGCAGCGCCGGGCGCCCUCCCGAUACUCUCCUGAUUACGAUCUUCAUUCGCAUUAUCGAUUUCUCGCCGGACACUGCUAGCGAUGUCGACGAGCACCAGUGAGAAACCGACACGGAUCAUAACCAUCGGCGUUGGUGGGGCCACAUCUUCUGGGAAGACGACCUUGGCAAAGCACCUCAGAAACUGUUUGCCAAAUAGCUUCACUGUCCACCAGGACGACUUUGUGCCGCCUGCUGAGAAACUCCCAAUCGACCCUGAAUAUGGAUUUGAAAACUGGGACGACCCGGAGGGCGCUAUUGAGUGGGAUCGCAUGGCAGCGUUCGUCGCCGACCUGAAGAAGACCGGUACACUCCCCGCCGAUCACCAAUCCUUCGACAGCUUUAACCAGACGGCGAACGUGGCCGUAGAUGAAAAGGUCAUCGCAGAUUGGAAGGCUCAAAGCGAAAAGUUGGCCGCCGAACAUUUGGAGAAGCACGGGGAGCAGCUCGUCUGGGCUAUCAUUGACGGUUUCCUGCUCUAUUGGGACAAGGCGAGCGCGACACGCAUCGUGUCUGAUCUCGACGUCCGCGCCGUUAUCCGCGUUCCUGAAGAAAUAGCGAGGGCCAGACGCGAAGCUCGCUCGUACUACACACCCGAGGGCGAGACAUGGACCGACCCUCCUCACUACUGGGAGAAGAUCGUCUGGCCGGCGUAUAUCCGCGCCCAUAAACACCUGUUCGAGAAUGAAGACGUUGUGAAUGGCGGCGUGAGUGGCAAGGUGGAAGGUUUGAUGCUGUUCGAGAGCACGAGCACCUCGAUGACCGACAUGGUGAAUACGGUGAUGAAACGAGUGGUGGAGGUUUCGGCGGCGAAGUAGCCCCUAAACAUCCCACGAUGACUUGCUUAAUUAAUAUAAAAAAGCGGUCCCCAGU